AUAAACCGUUCGUUAUGAACGCUACUUCCGCGUCCUUCCUCGCCCCAUCCAAACCCACGGCGGUGCGCGCCACACUAUCAUAGGUACAAGAAGUAUGAAAUUCUUGAGUGCUUCUCCACAGACUAUAAUGAACAAAAACAAUAUGUAAUACUGCACAAAACUAAGUCAUGCUAAUAAUAAAUAACAAUAGACAGCCAGAGUACAGUUAAAACUGAGAAUGUAAGUGACCGUGCUUGGAGGGAGUCCAGCUCUAGUCACUGAAGGUGACACGUUGUACAUAAUACUCGGUGUCUCUGCUGUCUCCGCCGCAAUGUCCCCGGUUUCGAAGAGAUCAUGUCCCAGUCCCCCUAACGACAGCCUGGGGACACGACUGAAGAGAAUUUCCAUCGAAGGCAACAUUGCGGCAGGAAAAUCGACAUUUGUGCAAUUACUGGAGGACUACAGUAAGGACUGGGAGGUAGUACCUGAACCCAUCGCCAGGUGGUGCAAUGUGCAGACUGCACACAGUGAAUUUGAGGAGCUGACCACAUCUCAGAAGAGUGGAGGGAAUGUUCUUCAGCUGAUGUACGAAAAGCCAGAGAGAUGGGCCUAUACCUUCCAGAGCUAUGCCUGCAUGAGCAGAGUGCGUGCUCAGAUGAAAUCUACCAAUGGGAAAAUCCAGGAGGCUGAGAACCCUGUGCAGUUCUUUGAGAGAUCUGUGUACAGUGACAGAUACAUAUUUGCUGCAAACCUUUAUGAAAGUGAGUGUUUGAAUGACACUGAAUGGGCGAUAUACCAGGACUGGCAUGGAUGGCUUCACAAACAGUUUGGGAAACAUAUUGAACUGGAUGGUAUUAUCUACCUUCGUGCAUCGCCUGAGAAAUGCUUGGAAAGGCUGCAUAUACGAGGGAGAGCGGAGGAACAAGGUAUCCCCCUGGAGUACUUGGAGAAGCUCCACUUCAAACAUGAGUCUUGGCUCCAACAUAAAACGAUGCACAUGGAAUUUCAGUAUCUUAAUGAAUUACCUGUUUUGACAUUGGAUGUAAAUGAGGAUUUUAAGGGGAAGAAAGCAAAAUGUGCCGAUAUGCUCGAAAAGGUAAAAGAAUUUUUGAGUACAUUGUAGAUGGCGAUUGUCUGCAGAAGAGGA
Scleropages formosus (Asian bonytongue) is the source of this 1126-nucleotide messenger RNA. RefSeq names its product deoxycytidine kinase-like. Gene Ontology annotation, biological process: nucleobase-containing compound metabolic process. The transcript is spliced from 8 exons. The coding region runs from base 311 to 1102 and encodes 263 amino acids. The record is from RefSeq and is a predicted model, not a curated record. NCBI's taxonomy places the organism in Eukaryota, Metazoa, Chordata, Actinopteri, Osteoglossiformes, Osteoglossidae. Gene Ontology annotation, molecular function: deoxycytidine kinase activity; ATP binding. Gene Ontology annotation, cellular component: mitochondrion; cytoplasm.